AUGUUCAAAAAAGCCGUGAAAGAUCACCCCGGGGGACCUGCCAAACCGCUCCAGUCCAAUUUCCUUCGUGCAAACACGGUCUUGCCCUCCAAACCUGCUCAGCCACAAUCUGUCGGUGUCAAACGAAAGAUAGACAUGACGAAUGGUGGGGAAUCCACACUGGGCUCCCUCCACAGUGCCGUCUACUUCGACGAGAAUGAUUUCGACGAUGAUCUGGAUCUCGACAUUGACGAGCCCAUAGCUCUGAAUAUACCAUCGGCGACGAGUUCGACCUAUGCUUCGAAACCUGAUCCGGUCAAUUACCCGACCAUUGAUUUAACUUCCCCCGAUCAUCAUAAUGUGGUUGCCCCGCGCGCAAAGGAGUCUCCAUCGGACAUCAAGUACCCGGAGCUUCCACCCCUAUCCCAAGAGCAAGCUGCGCCACCCAGUAGCAUUCAAGUUCCGUGGUCAUCCUCUCCUCCAUCCCACUUUCAGCCACCACCGAAACCGCGGACUCUGCCCUGGCUAAAGGAGACCCAGGAGGAGGAGCUUUCGGAAUCACGGAAGAACAGCUUUGCUACGCCAAAAAGACCCAGACCCGCUGAACCCUGGAAUAAGAGUGCCAGUGCUAUCAAAGAGGAGCAGAAAGAGCUCCGGCGGGAAUAUAAGAAAAGCCAAAAGGCCGAUUGCGCUCCCAAGCAACGAGGCAACGCCAAACUGGCCAAAGUCUUCCUCAGUGACGAACAAUUACACGUGGUGGAUGCAGUUGUUACCCAUGGCAAAAGUAUCUUCUUCACUGGCUCGGCUGGUACCGGAAAGUCAGUGUUGAUGAGGGAGAUCAUCAAGAAGUUGCGGGACAAGUACAAACGGGAGCCAGACCGAGUUGCAGUGACCGCGUCGACUGGUCUGGCCGCUUGUAACAUUGAAGGCGUUACACUUCACAGUUUUGCAGGCAUUGGAUUAGGCAAGGAGCCCGUUCCCGAAUUGGUGAAGAAGAUAAAAAAAAACCAGAAAGCUCGCAAUCGAUGGCUGCGCACCAAGGUCCUGAUCAUUGAUGAGGUGUCUAUGGUUGAUGGUGAUCUAUUUGACAAGCUCGAGGAAAUUGCACGACGAAUUCGCAACAAUGGUCGUGCUUUCGGAGGCAUUCAACUCGUGGUGACCGGGGACUUUUUCCAAUUGCCGCCUGUACCGGAGGGCCAUGGUCGGGAGGCACGGUUUGCCUUCGCAGCAGCAACGUGGAACACCACGAUCCAGCACACGAUUCUUCUGACACACGUGUUUCGCCAGAAGGACCCUGAGUUUGCUUCGAUGCUCAAUGAAAUGCGAUUGGGCAAGAUCAGUCCAACCACUAUUGAUGCAUUUCGAAAGCUGUCCCGGCCUCUUGAUUUCCAUGACGCCCUUGAAGCAACCGAACUAUUUCCCACUCGUGCCGAGGUAGAGAACGCAAACUCACAGCGGAUGAGUCGGCUCUCCGGGGAAGUCAUGACGUUUCAGGCUGUGGAUUCAGGAACGAUCCAGGAUCCUCAACAUCGGGAGAAGCUUCUCUCCAACUGCAUGGCGCCGAUGACGAUACAUCUCAAAAAGGGUGCACAGGUGAUGCUUAUCAAGAACAUGGAAGACACGCUCGUGAAUGGCUCCAUUGGCCGGGUGGUGGCAUUCAUGGACGAGACAACUUUUGACUGCUAUAAGGACAAUGAAGGUGUCUUUGUUGCGGGUGAAAAUGAAAAUGAGGAUGAGGCAGCACUUCGCGCUCGAAAGAAGCUAAAGCCCCUGGCUCACAAAGAGGGAGGAGUCACAGUGACACGAAAGUGGCCUCUGGUCAGUUUCGUUCAACCUGAUGGGACAGAACGCCAUCUGCUGUGUCAACCUGAAGCCUGGAAGAUCGAACUUCCCAAUGGAGAAGUCCAAGCACAACGCCAGCAAGUGCCUCUCAUCUUGGCUUGGGCAUUGUCCAUCCACAAAGCUCAAGGCCAAACUUUGCAGCGGGUCAAAGUUGACUUGGGUCGAGUCUUCGAAAAGGGACAGGCCUAUGUGGCAUUGAGUCGUGCAACAUCGCAAGCUGGUCUACAGGUCUUGCGAUUCGAUCCGCGCAAAGUCAUGGUGCAUCCGAGGGUGACGGAGUUCUACUCGAAUUUGAUCUCCAUCACGCAGGUCAUGCAAGAAAAGCAAGGCAAGUCACGCGGGGUUGAGAAUGAAGAAGACUGA
Messenger RNA from Penicillium oxalicum, 2184 nucleotides. Its product is annotated as DEAD/DEAH box helicase. Gene Ontology annotation, molecular function: ATP hydrolysis activity; DNA helicase activity. Bases 1 to 2184 code for a protein of 727 amino acids. The transcript has 3 exons. Gene Ontology annotation, biological process: telomere maintenance; DNA repair. The record is from RefSeq and is a predicted model, not a curated record. NCBI's taxonomy places the organism in Eukaryota, Fungi, Ascomycota, Eurotiomycetes, Eurotiales, Aspergillaceae.